Messenger RNA from Lytechinus variegatus (green sea urchin), 2407 nucleotides. RefSeq names its product protein SAAL1-like. NCBI's taxonomy places the organism in Eukaryota, Metazoa, Echinodermata, Echinoidea, Temnopleuroida, Toxopneustidae. The record is from RefSeq and is a predicted model, not a curated record. The transcript is spliced from 11 exons. The coding region runs from base 191 to 1693 and encodes 500 amino acids.
GUAUCGAAAAGUGAAGUGGAAGCACCAGAGUGGGGAAGCACCAAGCGCCGCUAACGGCCCUCUACGUCCAUUGUGAACCAAUCAUCGGGACUGGAUCCUCGAGGUACAGUACCUACAUGUAUCCUCGACUUAGAUCUUUGAAUGCCUUGAUUUUUGUGUUCUCGAUUGAAUUGAAUUUCAGAUUUCAUUCAUGGAAUCAAAGGAUUCGUCGUCAUCACUCCCUGGGGGUUCCCCUUUGCAACCUUUGACCUCAGAAGAUGCACCAAUCAGGAACCCUUCUCCUCCACCGGAGGACAUCCUAACAGGAGAAGAUAAGACCUUACUGGAAGCUGACACCAUUCAAAACACCAUGUUUAGCAAACAUUGGGUGUUUUCGAUCCUUAUGAAAUUACUUCAGCAAGUUGAGAAAGAGCAGCAUUCACAGACGGAAGCUGAUGCUGCCGAAUUGCAUGAUGGGAUUGAUAUUGAUGAAGAGCUGGAGAAUGAACUGUGUCGUUUGUGGGAUAUGACUGCGAAUGUGGAAGUGGCCAAAUUCUUACAAGAGUGGAAGUCUCCAGACAUUUUCCUUAGCGUCAUUUCUAAGACAAAUGCUCCAAGAAUAACGGAGAUAUGCAUGGGUGUCCUUGGAAACAUGGCCUGCAGUUCUGAAAUACGGAGAGAAUUUAGCAAGAAUCAGCAACUCAUUGACCUUAGCUUUGGCUUGUUGAGUGGUAGCGAUGCUCCCACAAUGGUUGAAGCCUCUCGUCUCAUCUAUACAUGCCUCAACGAUGAAGAGAGCGCCUCCAAGUGGCUGGAAACGGUGAAGAAGGAUGGGGAUGUUCUCAAGAGCAUCACGUUUAUCCUACAAAGCUCAACAAACGGUGAUUUGAUCCACAAUGUAGCUGAUCUACUAGACCAGUUAUUGGACCUUGAUGAUGGUCUUCUGCAAGCAUGGUCCGGUCCUGUCCUCAUUCAAGCCAUUACCGAAGCUCUAAACCAAAUCAGUGGCGAUCAUGCAAACACCCUUUCUCUUCUUCAUCAUUCCCUCCAAGUAAUCUCUACAACUGACUCUGGAAUAAAUGCACUCGUGGAGUUAAGUGAGAAAGUCCAUCCUUUGGUAUCAUCUUUCAUCUCUGAUGUGUUUGAGGAUGGGGUCCUAUCAAUAAGAGGGAGAGAGAACACCCUCGCCUCCACCAUCUCCGUUCUCAGCAUCAUGGUAUUAAGGUCGAAGGACGUUAUCAAACAUCUGGUAGUAAAAGAAAGUAGAACAAUCAAACAGCUUACUGAGAUGCUUUAUGUCAUCCACCGUAAAGAGGCAUCGUCGUCACGGAAACCGUCCACGGAGGACGAGCAUCCGUCCGCUCCAUCAAACAGUGAACAAAAAGUGAAUGCAUCAACCGAUGAACAGGAACAGAAGCAGAUUGAUGCCAAAACUCAAAAUGAAGGAGGUGACGGAAUGACGCAAGGAGACGGUUGUCAUGGCGAUAGGAGUAACGAAGAGGACGACGAUGAGGAGAGAGUUUGGUUAACGGAGCUCUUGAAAGACCAGCUCAUUGAUUUCUUCUGUGCCACUCUACAGGUUGCCAAGGACGAAGACCUACAGGGCAAACUCCGUCAGUGUGGGAGUAAAAGACUGCAGGCCAUAGCAGACUGUCUUCCCGAUGACAGAAACGAUCUCCUAGACCUGAUGCAGGACAUUCAAGGAAAGACAUGAGCCAUUGCAUGUGUUUCAAGCUUGGUUACAGAGACUUGAAGGAAACUGUCAGGGAAAUUCAUGAGCUAUUUUUUCUUCUUAAUGAGGACUCUUGGUUCUCAAACUUUACAACUGGUGAAGACGGCCAUCAUUUAUUCAUGUCCAAUCAUCCUGGUGCUAGCGGGAAAUUCUUGAUGCAAGACAUUCAUCGAGGACUGAUGUUCUUUUGUGGUUGAUUCGCCUUGUUGCCAGUUGAAAUGACAGGGAUUUAAUGUAGGAUACCCAAUGCUGGACGUGAGCAAAUUCAUCUGUAUGAAGCAUGGUUACCAAGACUUGAAGGAAAACUGUGAGGGAAAGACAUGAGCCGUUUCAUCUGUUUCACGCAUGGUCACAAAGACUGAAAGAAAAUCGUCAGGGAAAUAUAUGAACUAUUAUUUCAUCUGAAUGAACGUGACACAAAUCAUGAAGACAGUAGUACUUUAUUCUUGUCCACUCAUUUUGUUGUUAAGGGAGAUUUCUUGAUGGAAGACAUUCAAGAAUUGUUCUCAAGCCACACAAACGUUGAAGAGUUACAAUUGAUCGGAGCAGUCGUAAGUCAUAACUCUUUGUACAACAGGGCCCUGAUGUCCUCUUGUGGUCAGUCGCCUUGUUCCAAGUCGAAAUAGUGUUAGAUGGAAUGGCAUGAGACCAAAUGGAGGUAAAGCACCAUGUUGUAUGUGAAAUUGACUUGAGGGA